Messenger RNA from Cetraspora pellucida, 877 nucleotides. The record is from the annotation of a GenBank genome assembly. NCBI's taxonomy places the organism in Eukaryota, Fungi, Glomeromycota, Glomeromycetes, Diversisporales, Gigasporaceae.
UGUUAUAAUGCCUCGCCCAAAUACCAAAUCUAGUAUCACAACUAACAAGGCCUGUAAUAAAAAUAGUACUUUUGCAGCUAAUCCUAAAGUUAUAAAUGAUAUAGACGAAAACAUGGAUACUCUGGAAGACUGGGAGUUAUUCGAAAUAACACACGACAACUUUCAAGAUUAUGCAUUAAAAGCUAUAGAAUGGCAUGAAAAAGCUGAUAAAAAAUUGAAAUCCACUUUUUAUACUGCCCAAUCUAAAUGGCAAAUGCAACGAAUAGAGGAGCAUUAUAACAAAUUAAAAAAUCAGCUUCGCAAUCUUCAAAAUGCAAAAAAAGAAUUAGCUAAAUCACAACCUUAUGAAGCAAAGGACCUUCUUGAACAAGGUAUCUUAUCUAGUCAUAAACAGGGAAAACAUGCAAAAAGGAUAUCGUUGCUUAAUGAUGAGAAUCUCAAACUGGCAGCUUGUACCUGGUUAUGUUCUAUACCACCAAAAGAUCAUUCUUCUUUAGUACUAAAAAAAGAAUUGGAAACAAAUAUCUUUCUUAAAUUACUUGGAAUCUAUUUCGACAGUCAUGAACAAGAAGACAUGCAAGAAUAUCGUAAAGAAUGGGCAAUAAGAAUGAUGAAUUACCAAAAAAAAUUGAAGCAAUAUGAUGAUGAUAAGAUGGAAAAUGUCAUACUUCCAGAAUGGCUUGAAAUUUGGAAUAUGUGCCAUAUUUUGGUUACCUAUGAUGAAAAAAAAGGCCAAGGGUCAUCAAUUAUGGUUAGUGACUUCUUGUAUGCAUGCCAUGGCCCUUUGCACCUUACCAAGGCUAAUGCUACACGACUUGGGUUGGAUCAAGAGGCUCAGGUUAUUAUAAAACUGGGACAACAAGCUGAUGGUUAUUGA